AUGAAAUACGACAUCUCUGUUUUCAAAUGGAGAUCUUUCUCAUGGUGGAUUCCAAUAAUUGGCACUGCAAAUGUCCUUGCUGGAAUCGCCGCUUGGGUAAUCUUUCAUGGACCACCUCCCAAAUUGGUCCCACUCGAUUUCCUUUGGAUAUCCCCAGUCCCCAUCGCUUUCGUCUAUAGCUUUACCAUGCUCAUCAUUCUUGGAACACGAGGUUCGGAACGUCUAAAUAAGCGGCCCUACAACGUUGCAAUGAUGGAUUUGAAACCCGGAGGUCCUUGCAAGCAGUAUUUAGGUAUGGCAUCGAAGGCAGUUCCAGGCAUAAAAGUUCCUCAAUUCAAGCAGAGUAUGAGGACUCAAACAGCGGGCAAUCAGAAAUUCUCCCGAUUCUUAGCUCUCCAAUAA
Messenger RNA from Sclerotinia sclerotiorum 1980 UF-70, 402 nucleotides. RefSeq lists its product with no specific name. The record is from RefSeq and is a predicted model, not a curated record. Bases 1 to 402 code for a protein of 133 amino acids. NCBI's taxonomy places the organism in Eukaryota, Fungi, Ascomycota, Leotiomycetes, Helotiales, Sclerotiniaceae. The transcript has 3 exons.